ACCGCGUGUUGAUGGUCAAGGAUCAAUCGGAUCAAAAGAGCACUCUUAAUUCAUGUUAUCAAAUUUAUAUCAUAAAUAUUGGAACUGAGUAUGAUGCUUACGUAAUGCUGCGUCAAUUUUAAAGUGAAAUGUUUUCAGACAUAUUUCGAAGUCGUAUUAUUGAAACCACUAUUGGUAUCGGUACAGUCGUUUUCGUUUCAGUGUUGACAUUUCAGUUUUUAAAAAAGCCAAGAAAGAUUUCAAGAAUUAUCGACACGAUGGAAGCAUUGAAAAAGAGCAAUGUACAUAUAAAAAACCGAGACCAUGUUGAAGAAGUAGUAUCACAGUUUAUUAAAGAUGGACCUUCAAAACUUCAAGUUAUUUCAGACUUUGACCAUACUUUGACUCGAAUUCAUUUGAAUGGGAAACAAUGUACUACAACUUAUGGCAUUUUAGAUCAAGGACCAUUCUGUACAGAUGAGUUCAAAGAGAAGUCUAAAUCUUUAUUUAACCAUUAUCAUCCCAUUGAAGUUGAUCCAAAUCUUUCCAGAGCUGAGAAAGUACCAUAUAUGUUAGAAUGGUACACAAAAAGUGUUCUUUUGAUGCCAACAUCAGGCAUUUCUAAAAGUUCUGUUCCAGAAAUGGUUGAAACUUCAAAUGUAUGUCUAAGAGAUGGAUGUGAUGCUGUGUUUGAAUUGCUACAUAAGAAAAAUGUGCCUUUGUUGAUAUUCUCUGCUGGGGUGGGUGAUAUGUUAAAGCAAGUUCUGCAAAAGAAAAAUUUAUUGUUGCCAAAUAUAAAAAUUAUUGCUAAUUUUCUACGAUUUGAUGAAAAGGACAAGUUACUUGGAUUUAAAGAUGAGUUAAUCCAUACCUUUAAUAAAAACAAAGGUUCUAUAAAAAAUAGCGAUUAUUUUGAAACAUUGAAGACUAGAAAUAAUGUCAUACUUUUGGGAGAUUCGUUAGGAGACCUAGACAUGGCUGCUGGUGUUCAGAAUUUGAAUUCAAUAUUGAAAAUUGGUUUCCUCAAUUAUAAGAUAGAAGAGUCUCUGCAGGAAUAUAUGGACAAUUUUGAUAUUGUUUUGACAGAUGAUCAGACGAUGGAUGUAGCUUUUGUACUAUUGCAAAGCAUAUUAUAGUAUAUCUGCUUUUAAAAACUAUUUCAUUCAGGUCAUAAAAGACUAAGGCGUCUGAAUAUUCAAAGGGGCAGCAUAUCUGAAAGCUGUUUUUAACUGUGAAUACUGUAUUAAGUUUUUCUUUGUUGCAUUUCCUUUAUAUAUUUUUAUUUUUGGGUUCUUCUUCUUAUACAUUUUCUGAUUAUUAGAAAUAGAUUAAUAGGUAAUUGUUCAGGAAAAUGUUAUAAUUUUCCUUGCUAGUUAAUUUUUUCAAAUAAAAAUUAUAAUUUCAACUUUUUGUUUUAAAUGAGAAUUAUUCAGCUAUUACGCAACAUUUAGAUAUAAAAGAAAGGAAUAUUCUGUAGGAAAAAGUUUCACAUUUUGGUGAUUUAUUCAUACGUGUAAUAAAGUUCUGUUGCGUUUAAUUUUUAUUAUUAUUAGUAUUUUUUUCUGUUAAAGUAGUUUUAGAAUGUAUUAUUGUUUAUAACUACAGUAGAACUCCAAUUAUCCAAGUAAAUUGGUAACAGGCCCCAUUUAACUAAUAAAAAAAUCAGAUUUUUUUUUAAUGGUUUAUUUCAAUUACUGUGUAUGUAUGUUAAAGAUAGGAGGAAGAAAACAAAUUUUGGAGAAAAGGGGGCUUUUAAUUAAUUAAAUGAAAGGUCUGACCAUUUAAGGGCUGACCGCAGACAUAAUAGAACUGCACUAUGAUCAGGUAAUGUUCGCAAUGUACCAACGCUAGCUUCAAGGGCGCCCAUAUAGGGGGGCAAGAGGGGGACUCGAGCCCCCCCCCCCCUUUGAAAUUAGAACUUUCUUGCUUUUGGUACUUUUUUCUCAGCAAAAAUGUAAAAACACUUAUUCUCCAGCCAUUAAUGAAUAAGUUAUUAAAAGUGAAAUAAUUUAAUGACUCUGAUCUGUCCUGAAAUCGGUUUCCAUGGACAAAAUACCCUCCUAAUCCAUGGGGAAAAUAUCUGAGCCCCCCCCCCCCCCUUUACAAUUUUGCCUGUGGGCGCCCUUGGCUUGCUUUGCAGAGGAAAGAGCAAUAACGCACAUUGAUUUUUUUUUUACCAUUUUAGUAUGCUUUCAUCCUAAUUUUUUUCUGAAAUUCCAAAAGUGAAUUAGAUAGUCAAGAGUUCACUGUAUAUACCAGGGGUGAUCGUGGUCCGAUAUUUUACUGAAUUCUGGUAUUUUCGGACGUAUUUCCGGUAUUUUCAUGUCUGAAAAUACCGGAAUUAUGUUCUUUUUUCGUUAUGCUUUUAUCUCCCUGCCUCCACAAUUUAUUUUAAAUUAUAUAAUACUCAUCAAAUAUACCUGCAAGAGCCUUAAAAUGGACAAAUGUCAAAAUACAGUCGGACCUCCAUAUAUCGAAGUAGCAAAUUGCAAGAAAAAAAAUUUGAUAUAUAGAAAUUUCGAUGUAUAGAAACGAUCUUAUUUUAUCAUAAAAAUCUCCUAAAACAUUAAAAUUACAGCUAAUUCUCCUGCAUGAAACUCAAUUUCUAUUUUAUAUGAGCAUCGGAUUAAAUGAAGGUUAAUAAUUAAAAAAUCAAGAGAAAUUAUAUUUUUGUGCCUUAUAACACAUUCACUCUUUGGCAAUUCUGCUUGAUCCGCAACAUUAAGGGAUUUUCGUUUCGACAAUACAAUCGAGAGAAAAGUAAAAAAUCAAUUUACUUAACUUGAAUGAUUUUUACUGAAGCUAAAAAGACUAGGAAUGAUAAUUGAGAGACAAAAGGGAUAGAUUGAAACUGAUUUUACAGUGUCACUUGUUACAUCUAAGAUUUAAAAAAAAACUUGAGGGAACUGAAGAACUCCAGAACGAAACAACGACCUAUCUAUACACCCCUCAACCAAGAUUCAUUAUGAAUUUCGUAGCAACCUUUAGUGGACAUAGUUUUCUCCCCUAACUUUCAUUUUUCAUGAGAAAAACAGUCUAAAGUGGAAAAAAAAUCUACGAAUGUCUCAAAAAAAAAAUCGAUAUAUGGAGAUUUUUUCGAUAUAUAUUUCUAUGUAAUGAACCUAGAAAUUUGCUGGGAUUUCGAUGUAUAGAAAAUUUCGAUAUGUGGAAGUUCGAUAUAUGGAGGUUCGACUGUAAUUUAUAACACCAGCUCAAAAGUAACUUUGUAAUCCAUUAAAAAUUUAAUUGAAUGUGCACGUAAUAUUUUGACUCAGAACUAUUUAAAACUAUGGCAAAGGUGCACUUAAUUUAUAGGGGCGCCAAAGAUUAACCCCCGCCCUCCGUUCUCGCUUUGAAACUUUCAGGUAUUUUUUGAUGAACUCACAAUCACCCCUGAUAUACACUAGGCAGGAAAAGUUUCUUCAUUUAUCACUUUUGCCUGCUUUACUGUUUAUUUAUCACAGUACACAAAAAAGUAACUGUUGAAUAAUGAUUUUACUUUUAUAACUCUUCAUCAGUUAAAUAAAAUACACGGAUCAACAAAAAUUGACCUUUUAUUUUUUUACUUUGAAGUAAUUCUAAUAUUUUGGUCAAAUACUCUUAGGGUGCCUAAAAAUAAUGUCAAAAAUUCCAAGUUUUUUUUUUUUUUUGAAAUUGAGAAUACAUAUUUAUGAAUUAUUGCAAUGUCAGUUCUGGAGGUUAUACAUUAAAAUUUUUAAUUUAUGUGCAGUGUAUUGAUGUACAUUUUACUUAGCUGAACAUAUUAAGUGUACGAAACAAGUACAUUAGUACCUACUUUUUUUUUCUUCAGAUUUUCGCUUAGGAAGUUUUCUCUUGAUAAACUAAAAGUAGUUGUCAAUCUUUGUUUCUCAAAAGAAAUGGAAUUACUUGGUGCAAGGUAUCGUAAGUUUAUUUUACCUAAGUUGGAUCCAAAGGGUUUCCAUGGGGGGUCAUAAUUCGCUCUCCCAUAAUCGACCAAAUAUAGCCUAA
Uloborus diversus is the source of this 3969-nucleotide messenger RNA. RefSeq names its product cytosolic 5'-nucleotidase 3-like (gene cN-IIIB). Gene Ontology annotation, cellular component: cytoplasm. The record is from RefSeq and is a predicted model, not a curated record. NCBI's taxonomy places the organism in Eukaryota, Metazoa, Arthropoda, Arachnida, Araneae, Uloboridae. Gene Ontology annotation, molecular function: 5'-nucleotidase activity; magnesium ion binding. The coding region runs from base 129 to 1115 and encodes 328 amino acids. The transcript is spliced from 9 exons.